AUGAGCUGGAAAUGGGAGGACCACCCGAAGCAGGACCAGUCCCGGGGCCCGGAAAAGGAGGGCCCGUACGUGGAGCGCAUCGGACUCCAUCCCCAGAGUGGACAAGGGCGGAGAGGUGACCUGUGAAUCCAGAAAAUUCCAGACUCCAGUACCAACCCUGGGGGGCGACUGUUGAUGGACCCCUCGCACACACCCCUGGGGAGGGAGGCGGUUCCUCGUUGAAGCUUUUUUUCUAAAAUAGUCGUUCUCUUUUAGUGUCAUCGGGUGUAGACUAACGGGGGCAGGAUUGAUUUCAGUGUCAACCAUUCUUAGUUUGAGUUUUUGGGUUUUUUUAGAUUGAUGUAUCUGCUUUAUUCACUAUCAUUUUUUGCUUUGAGUUUGAUUGUGUGAAAAGGGUUUAAAAUAAAGAUUUUUUUUUGGAAUGCAUUUUAGUUUUUUUAAAUAAUGGUCAUAGAUAGUGUAUAUUUGCUAUUCCGAAAUCAGUUAAAACCAUAUUGACCAUUUUUAAAUACAUCCAAAAUUUUGAUUAAUAAAGAGGUGCUGCCAUGGUAGUUUUUGAGUUUUAUUCAUCAAAUAUGGUCUGGUCAAGUUUUGAUUGAAGCAAUAAGAUAAAAGAAAACUAUAAAAACAGUCAACCGUUUUUUGGACCCCACUGUUUUUAGUGUGACGAAAAAAUUUUUUUAAAAAAAAAUUUAAAAAAAAAUUUCAAGUGCCACUAUUUCAAGAGACAGUGUUUCCCAAAUGGUCCUCGGGCCCCAAGGGGUGCAUGUUUAUUUUUUUACCCAAAUAACAGCUGUUUUAAAAUUAAAAAAAGCUUGAGAUUUUAUUAUUUUUCAUCACAUGUAAAACUGGGGCAAAAACCAAAAAAGUGCCCCCCUUGGGGUCCGAGGACCGAUUUGGGGAAAAGUGCUAUAUGUGUAGUGACUUUUCUCUCCCUCAAACCCCCCGGGGACGGGGUGAAAUCUGGUGCAGUGUGCUUUUUGGGAAAAAAGGAACCCCCCAACCCCUGUUAUUAAAAUCUAGUUUCACUCCCACAAUACCGUCUAGAUUUAAAAAUUUUCACGCCGAAAUACCUGGACUGGGCCAGGUAGGGAGGGGGGAUGGUUUUAACCUUUGGGGUGGAUUCAGGGGGGAGACUGACAGUAUGCCACCAUGAAAUUUAAGACAUAUAAAUUGUAUUAACUUUACGAGAUAGUGUAUGUAGACAUGUGUUUUGUUUGAACCGCUUGCUCAUUCACAGAUCUAACAGUAUAACCGGGGGGGGCAGGUAUUUGGGGGUUAAGGGGUUUUGUGCCACUAACUAAAAGGUUGCGGUUCUAACCCCCGAGGACUGGGUGAAAAAUUGUUGACCCCCCUUGAGCAAGGUUUUUAACCCUAAUUGCUCCGUAAGUCACUUUGGUAAGAGGUCUGUAAUUGCCAAUACUAUUAAUAUAAAACAUUAAUAUAAUCUAGAAGACACAAUUGAAAUAAAAAAAUUUUGGUUUGGGGCCAUUUUGGAUCUUUUUGGGGGGGCUAAAAGGGAUUGUACUUUUAAAGAAUUUGAGGUCAGAACACCUUUUUUUUAAUCUGUAGAAUGUUUUUACUUUACAAAAAGGGUUUCAAAACACAAAUAAAUGUUUUUUCCCUUAAAGGCCUACAAAUAUAAAAAGUUUAACAAUGAUUUGAUGUAAUGAUGUAGUCAUGUAAAACUGAAUGUUUACUUUUAACCCAUUUUGCACAUGUCACAGUUGAUUUCAUCUAGGGGUUCCAGUCCUGCUCUUCCCCCUGGGCCCCUGCAGUAGGUCCCACUGUACGUCAGUCAUGGCAGUUGAUGAGGGGGUUUUUGUACGGUCUGUAUACUGUGGAACCCCCAGCCUGUUGGGGUGUCCCAACUUUUUACGUAGUAAUCCCCUGAUUUCCCCUGGACCCCACUGGGCAGGUAAAAGUCACUAUGAUUCCACUGCACUAAAAUCAAAGGGGAGCCCCAACUGAAGUGUUGUAGCAAAAAAUAAAUUUUGGAGCCCCCGGGUUUCUGGUGAUCCAGGCUAGUUCGGGGAAGGCCUCUGCACCAUACACAUACUGCGGGUUUUUUAAGUCAGAGGACGUUGUCCUGGAGAAAGCUUACUGCAGGGUCUGGUUCAGUGAACGGGGCUGGAUUCGGAAACGAAUUCUGUAGAAAUAGCAUUCUUUUUAAUACAUUUUCCUGUAAUUAAAAUUAAACGAAAGGGUUAUAUAGCCUAAUAUUGCAAUUUCUGGGAAAAUUUUCUGUAAAAUAUUUUCCUGGAGACAGGGGGCAAAACCCAGAUGAAGAUGGUGAAAAAAGAUCAUGGUUGUGGGGGUUUUUUGUUUGAAGGAAAAUUCAGUCAUGAAGUGUUAAUCACAGAGAUAUAAACACCCCAAGUAAAGCAGUGGGGGCAAUGCAAAGUGUUCUCUUUGAAAAACAUACUUUUUUGGUCCCAAGGGUACGUUUUGAAGGGUUUUUCUUCUUUUGGGAUUUGGAUGGGGGUCACUCCAAAUUUAUGUGCUUACCCCCACCUACUGAUGGGUGUGGGGCCAUUCACACCCUACUUCUUUUAUUUUGAUCCCAAAAAUACAACUUUGGGGGAAAAGGAAAAGACCCCCCCCUAUUAGCCCUCCAAAAACCAACCCCCCAUUCUACUUUUAACCCUCCCUAUCCACUCCGGGCCCCUCUCUAAAACCCCACCCUUUCCCCACUUUUUAAACCCCUACCAUCCUAUACAGCCCAAUGGUCUGAGAAAUUUCCACUAACACUCAAGACCCCUGCGUUUUUCGGGAAAAAAUCCUCUUUCAAAAAAACCUUUUUCUUGACUUUGAUCCUUUUCUCAGAAAAUUUAAAAAGGCUAUAAACAAAAAAAAGCCCCCCUUUAUGAAGCCAAUUCCUCCCAUCACUCUCUUGUUCUCUCCCACUCCCGGAAUCCCCUCAGGUCCCUACCCUGUACCCUUUCCCCUACCAUUCUUUACUCUUCGAUUGCAUUUUUACUACCACCCUGGCACCUCAAACUUUUUUUCCUCACCCAAAACCUCCCAUCCCGCCCCCGAACACCCCUCAAAUAAAAACACCCAAAAACUUCCACCAAAACAAACAUUCCCUUUGUCUCAUGCCCUCCCGCACACUUUCACUCUAGAAAUCUCCUACUACACAGCCAUAGCCAACCUUGCACCAAAACAUGUAAAUUUUUGGAAAAAUAAGUUCACAGGAUAAAUGACACUUCCACCUGAUUUUCUGUUAAGACCGCAUCAAAAUCAGCUACAGUAAUUCUUUCCUUUCCCAAACGGCAGUUCACCAAAAAGGAGGGCACACAGACACCGGGAAUUUCCUUUUAACUGCUCCUCCUCAAACUUAAACCCCCCUGUUAUCCCUCUUUUCACCUUUAACCCCCAAUAUGGGUCAACCAAAAAGCAAAGGGUCCCUCUUCUCAAAUCUCACUCCCAUGGGCCAAAAAAUCCCCAUAAAUUGGGUGAGACCCCAAAAUCUGCGAUCCCGUGGAGGGCUUCACCCCACUUCAAAAUUCCAUCUUGAAUAUGGGACCCUGUUUUUUCACUUAACGCCCACCUUUCCCCACCCACUAUUCCCCCUAAUCAAUUUUUUCGCGUCAUCACGCACCUGCCACCUCAUUUUAAAUUUAUACACUUAUCAAUUCCUUCCCCUCAACCUUCCCCAAAUUUGUGCAUCCCCCUUUCAUUUACUCAAAACAUUUCCGUUCUCCUUUUUCUAGUCCCCCCUCUUUCCCUUUACCCAGAAAAAACUUCCCGAUGACUAGAUAAUCCCUCACUAUUAUUUUUCAGAAUGUUUCUCUUUCUUCCUUUUUCUUGUUCCAUUUCCCCUCCGCAGAAUGUCAACCCCUCGUCCUCCCCCGAUCGUUCAAAAAAAACUGGGGGUUUGAAGGAUCUUGUGAAAAAGAAUUUAAGGUGAGGUGUUGCAGCCAAAAUGGCCUUUAUUUGGAAACGCUUAUGGGUCAAAAAAGGGGGAAGGUUUGGAAGGGUUUUACCGGGGUGGGGAGAGAGGUUUUUCCUUUAAGAACCUUAGGUGUUUAAGGGCUUUUUUUAUUUUUUAUAUUCAACAAAGGUCUUUUAUGUUUAAAAAGGGGGGGUUCGGCCCGAUGUGAUGGCUGAAUUCGUGGAAUAACUAACCACAGUAGACAAAAAUGUGUUUUUUUCUGCCCAGUUUUGUUUUGGGAACCAGUUUAUGUAGCAAUAAGGCCUUUGGAGGUUUUGGGGGUUAGGCCAAAAUCCACGGCUAAGGGUUUAUCUAGGAAAACCCCCUUUUCGUCGGGAUAAGAACACACUUAGCCAUGGUAUAUUGGGCCUAUCCACACCCCCCGUGACUUUUUUCUUAAUUAUAAAAGGGGGGUUCGGCCCCUAAUGCUGAUUUGCGAAGAGUGGGAUUUUUGGGGUUUUUACCACAGGUAUGACAAAAAAUUUAAUUACGUUGGAACCGUUUUAAUAGGCAAAACGGCCUAAGGGUUUGUGGUAUAGGCCCAAAAACCACGCUAAAGGGUGGUUCUAAAACUCCGUGUUUUCGCGUGCGUAAGAACAGCCUUACCCGGUUUGUUUCCAUUUUAAACCCAAACCUUUUGCCCUUUUCGCUUAAAAUCUCCUGAACAAUCAAAAUUUAAAACAUGGGUGUGAUGUGAUGUGAGGAGAAACCCAUACAUGUAGCACUGACAGGUUUUGAUAAAAGUGCUGAAUGGGACGAUGUAUUGUUUAGACAUCUACAAAUGGAGCAUAUGAUAUUGGGUUUUUUUAGACCAAAACGUUUUUUGUCUCUCUCCGUGGUCAGGGUUUUAUGCAGUUGUGUGUGGACUGUGUGAUGCCACUGAAGACAGCUUAAAGGGGGGAUCUCCAGAGCGCGACGUCUCCCGUUCCGGGUUCACCUGCUGGUUCCCGAAUCCAAUGGUGGAGGGGGGAUUUUUGGGGGUGUUUAGGGGGUUUUUUUUUAGUGUUUGUCUGUUUAUUUAACUAGUAUUCAAACCCCAGGUUGUCGUAGGGGGGUUGAUCAUUGUCCAUCAUCUCUUUAGUUGGUUUAUGGUUUUUUCCUUUAGUUACUCAACAGAGUAAAUAGUAACGGUCGGAAAAACAAGUAUCAGUAGGAUCUAAGGGGUUUUAGACAUAGCUCUGUUUGCUUAGUUUUUUCAGCUAUAACAUUUUGUAUUUAGGUAUCUCCCCCCUCGACCGCAGAGGGCCCACUGUAGCAAAACGUCACUGUGCAGUCUGACUGAGGGAGGUUUUUGUACGACUCUGUAUCACUGUGUGAACACCCAGACACUGUUGGGAUAGUGUUAACUCUGACAGUAGUAAUCUCCUGCAUCUUCAGCCUGGACUCCACUGAUGGUCAGAGUGAAGUCACUAUGAGAUCCACUGCCACUGAAUCUAGAUGGAGUCCCAGACAGACGUUGGUUGGAAGAGUGCAUCAGGAGUUUAGGAGCUCUCCAGGUUUCUGUUCAUACCAGGCCAUACAGGUGUAAGACCCAAUACAAGCAUUUGAGGCAGUCGCACUGGUUUUACAGUUUAUAAUAACUGUCUGUCCUGAGAGAACAGAUUCCACUGUAGGAGUCUGAGUCACAGUGACCUGUCCUCUGGAAUCUGAAAAAUAGACAUUUAAGAUCUCAGAUAACAUUUGGUCAUGUUGUCUAAUUUUUUCAAUUUCAGAGAAACUUAAGAUGAAACACUAAAAUAAUAAACUGAUUUUUGACCAAUAAAUUGUAAAUCUUACCUUGAAUUAAGAAUAUCAAUAUCCACACAAAACUCAUAAUAAAAGUCAUUGUUGAAGUUCUGUUGUCAUGAAGGACAGCUCUCAGUAAUGAAGUGUUAAACUCACAGGGCUAUAAACACUCCCAGACCACUGAAGCAUGUGCUGCCAAUGCAAAAUUUCCUAUGUAAAUAUCCUUCCUGGUAAGGACCCACAUUCAACUGUUAACUAUGAUUCAGAUUAUACAGAUUAUUUUAUCGUGUUUUAAAUAACUUCUACUGUAAAUCAGUGAUUCAAGAUGAACAUAUAAUGAACUGCGUUCUUCAGUGGAUUAUUGUCACGGAUUCUGCCGAGGCUGCUCCCCCUCCUGGUACGAGCAGGCGUCGGCGGUCGCCGUCCCCGGAGUACUAGCUGCCACUGAUCUAUGUUUCUGUGUGUGAUUGCUUUUGUCUGUCUGUCACACCUGUGUCCUAUUGUGUAUUCAUCACCUGUCCUAUAAGUUCCGUCUUUUUGCUUGGUAGGAUUGUGUGUUGUUGUUCGCCUGUCUUUGUGCUGCGUGUUUUGUUUCUUGUUUUGUUAUUCUAGUGUUUUACGCUUUUUGCGUAAAUGCUCGCCUCUUAUGUUUGGAGGUCGUUUGUUUACCGUUUCCUCUUGGAAAUUUUUGAGUAAACUCUGUUGGACUGAGCCUCGGUGUCCUGCGCCUGACUUCCACCACACAUACACCUCACCUCUUGACAGAACAACACACCAUCUCCAUGGAGACAGCAGGAACAGCGGCGAUACCCGAUUCCCUGGAGGACCGGAUUAAUUACCAGGACGCCAUGAUCCGGCAACUCGGGGUCGCCAUGGACGAGGUGUCCAACAGACUGCGCCGGUUGAUGAAUCGGGAGGUGCCCACGCCGUCUCACACCAUCCCAGCACCAACGGCCAGUUCCUCCUCUCUCAGCACCGGAACCCAGUGGCAUUCGGCUCUCGCUCCCGAGGGCAUAUGACGGUUCUGCAGCCGGGUGUCAGGGCUUUCUCCUACAGGUAGAACUUUACCUUGCCACCAUACACCCGGCGCCCUCGGGAUACGAGAGCGUCUCCCGCCCUCAUCUCCUGUCUCUCCGGGAAGGCGUUGGAGUGGGCCAACGCCGAAUGGAGGGGAAUAGACGCCGCCACCAUCACCUACGCGGAGUUUUCCCGCCGCUUCAGGACUGUCUUCGAUCAUCCACCUGAGGGGAAAGCGGCGGGGAGGAGAGCGUCUAUUCCACCUCCGACAGGGGAGGAGGAGCGCACAGGAGUUCGCACUGGAGUUCCGGACACUAGCAGCGGAUGCGGGAUGGAAUGAGAGGGCCCUCAUUGACCACUAUCGGUGUAGCCUACGACGGAGGACGUCCGUCGUGAGAUGGCCUGCAGGGACACCAAACCUGUCGUUCGACCAGCUGGUGGACAUCUCCAUCAGUCUAGACACCCUGCUGGCUACCCGCGGACGUCCCGAGUGGGGGUCGUCCAUUCCAUCCUCCAGCACCUCCGAGCCUAUUCCUAUGGAGCUCGGGGGGUGCUGGCGCUAGAGAGAGGAGGAGGGAGAACCCGAGGAGGGCCAACCCCCUGCACCAACUGUGGCCGUGGAGGACACCACCACGGUCAGGUGCUGGGGAGGGUCUUCUGAGAGAGGGGGACAACAGGUCACGCACUGGGGAGUCAUUUCAGGUGAGUAGGCGCCCCACUUACCCAGAGCUCUCUGUUGGUCACAUGAGUAUUCCUGUGCGUUUUCCACAGGUGGCACCUCAUUCCCAGCAUAAGGCGCUAGUAGAUUCAGGCGCAGCUGGAACUUUAUUGAUCGUAAAUUUUGUGCUAGGUUAGGAAUUCCCCUUCGGCCGGUAGAAGUUCCAUUCCCUGUCCAUGCAUUAGACAGCCGGCCGUUGGGGUCGGGUCUGAUCAGGGAUGUCACAGCACCACUGACGAUGACUACGCAGGGGGGUCAUGAGGAGAUCAUUCAGUUCUAUCUGAUUGACUCUCCUGCGUACCCAGUGGUGUUGGGGCUUCCCUGGUUAAGUACCCACGAUCCUACCAUAGCGUGGCAACAGAGGGCUCUUAUGGAGUGGUCUGCCCAGUGUGUAGGGAGAUGUCUAGGUGUUUUCCAUAGGGGCGACCUCGGUAGAGAGUCCGAACCAAGUGCCCGCACUGCGCAUUCCCCCCGAGUAUGAGGAUUUAGCACUGGUAUUUAGUAAAUCGAGGGCAGCAAGGCUACCUCCUCAUAGACAGGGGGACUGUGCGAUAAAUAUCCAGACUGGAGCAGCUCUUCCCAGGAGUCAUGUGUAUCCCCUGUCUCAAGAGGAGACAGCGGCUAUGGAGACAUACAUAGCCGAGUCCUGGCACAGGGAUACAUACGGCCCUCUACUUCCCCAGUCUCCUCGAGUUUCUUCUUUGUGAAGAAGAAGGACGGGGGGAUUGCGCCCGUGUAUUGAUUAUCGUAGUCUCAAUCAGAUUACAGUUAAAUACAGCUACCCACUGCCACUGAUUGCGACGAUGACGGAAUCAUUACGCGGAGCGCGGAUUCUUCACAAACGUUAGAUCUCAGGAGCGCGUACAAUCUGGUGCGCAUUAAGGGGGGGGAUGAAUUGGAAGCACAGCAUUAGUACCACCUCGGGUCAUUACGAGUAUCUCGUCAUGCCAUACGGGGUUAAUGAAUGCUCCUUCAGUCUUCCAUCCUUUGUUGACGAGAUUUUCCGGGACAUGCAUGGGCAGGGUGUAGUAGUUUACAUCGACGACAUCCUGGUGUACUCUUCUACACGAGCCGAGCAUGUAGCCCAGGUGCGCCGAGUAUUGAGACGACUGUUGGAGCAUGAUUUGUAUGUCAAGGCAGAGAAAUGCCUGUUCUUCCAGGAGUCCGUCUCCUUUUUGGGUUAUCGUUUGUCCGCGUCUGGCGUGGAGAUAGAGGUAGAUCGGGUAUCGGCUGUGCGUAAUUGGCAAACUCCAACCACCGUAAAAGAGGUGCAGCGGUUCUUGGGUUUGCUAAUUACUACCGGAGGUUUAUCCGGGGCUUUGGACAGGUUGCAGUUCCCAUUACGUCCCUGCUAAAGGGGGGUCCGGUGCGCUUGCAGUGGUCAGCUGAGGCGGACAGGGCAUUUGUCAAGCUGAAGAAACCUGUUCGCCUCGGCCCCGGUGCUGGCGCAUCCGGAUCCCUCUUUGCCUUUCCAAGUAGAGGUGGACGCGUCCGAGACCGGUAUUGGGGGCAGUCCUGUCACAACGGUCCGGCACGCCACCUAAGCUCCGCCCCUGUGCAUUCUACUCUAAGAAGCUCAGCUCGGCGGAGCGCAAUUAUGACGUUGGGGACAGGGAGCUGUUAGCUGUAGUCCAGGCCCUAAAGGUGUGGAGGCAUUGGCUUGAGGGGGCUCAACACCCUUUCCUCAUUCUGACUGAUCACCGUAACCUGGAGUACAUCCGGGCAGCUAGGAGAUUGAACCCCUCGUCAGGCUAGGUGGAACAUGUUCCUGACCCGGUUUGUUUUUAAGAUCACCUACAUCCCUGGGUCCCAGAACGGUAAGGCAGACGCCCUGUCCCGGCAGUAUGACACAGAGGAGAGGUCCAUUGAGCCUAUUUCCAUACUGCCGGAGUCUUGUCUGGUGGCUCCGGUAGUAUGGGAGGUCGAUGCGGAAAUCGAGCGGGCGCUGCGUACCGACCCUACUUCCCCCCGAGUGUCCUGUGGGGCGGACGUACGUUCCGCUCGAGGUUCGUGAUCGGCUUAUUUCUUGGGCUCAUACAUCACCCUCCUCUGGACAUCCUGGUAUUGGUCGGACGGUGCACUGCCUUAGCGUAAAAUACUGGUGGCCAACGUUAGCCAGGGAUGUGAGGGUUUAUGUCUCCUCCUGCUCGGUAUGUGCCCAGUGUAAGGCACCUAGACAUUUGCCCAGAGGUAAGUUACAUCCUCUGCCCGUUCCACAACGACCAUGGUCCCACCUCUCGGUAGAUUUUGUGACCGAUCUACCCCCUUCCCAGGUAAUACCACCAUUUUGGUCGUUGUGGAUCGGUUUUCUAAGGCCUGUCGUCUCCUCCCACUGCCGGGUCUCCCUACUGCCCUACAGACCGCCGAGGCCCUCUUUACCCCACGUGUUCCGGCACUAUGGGGUCCCCGAGGAUAUUGUGUCCCGACCGAGGUCCCCAGUUCACCUCCAGAGUCUGGGGGGCUUUCAUGGAACGCCUGGGGGUCUCGGUUAGCCUUACCUCGGGGUACCACCCAGAGAGCAAUGGGCAGGUUGAACGUGUGAACCAGGAUGUGGGUAGGUUUUUGAGGUCCUAUUGCCGGGACCGGCCGGAGGAGUGGUCGAGGUAUAUCCCCUGGGCAGAGAUGGCCAGAACUCUCUCCGCCACUCCUCCACCGGAUUAACACCUUUCCAGUGUUAUUUAGGGUAUCAGCCGGUCCUGGCACCGUGGCACGAGAGCCAGACCCGAGGCACCUGCGGUGGACGAGUGGAUUCGGCACUCGGAGGAGACGUGGGACGCUGCCCAUGUCCAUCUGCAGCGUGCCAAUCCGUCAACAAAAGGCGAGCGCCGAUCGCCACCGCAGUGAGGGGCCGGUGUACGCACCGGGAGAUCGAGUCUGGCUCUCGACUCGAAACCUGCCCCUCCGCCUGCCCUGCCGGAAGCUGGGUCGGCGGUUUGUGGGGCCCUUUUAAAGUCCUGAGAAGGUUGAACGAGGUGUGUUACAGGUUACAACUGCCUAUAGAGUACAAAAAUAUUAACCCCUUCGUUCCAUGUGUCUCUUCUCAGGCCGGUGGUAGCUGGUCCACUCCAGGAGAAUGAGAUAGGAGAGACCCCUCCGCCCCCGUUUGGACAUCGAGGGGGCCCCGGCGUAUAGAGUCCGGAACCAUCUUGGACUCGAGGCGCCGGAUGAGUGGUCUCCAGGUAUCUGUGGAGUGGAGGGGUACGGUCGGGGGAACGGUGGGUGCCCGGAGGGGGCACCCGAUCCACCCUCCUGCGUUUCCCCUGGGGAUCCCCCGCCCGGUCCGCUCCCUGGCCCCCCCAGGCCGGGGGGGGGGAGGGUGGGCCCCGGGGGGGGGGACUUUUGGUUGGAGGUGCCCCCCCUUUUUAAAACCUGCCGGGGAAUAUCCCCUGUCAGUUUUUUUGAGGGUUUUUUGGUCCCCUUGGAUUUUUAAAAAAAAAUAAUUUUUCCCCUUUUUGGGUUGGUGGGGGGUUUGGCGCUUUUUUUUGCGGGUUUUGUUUUUUUCUGUGUUUUUUGGAAAAUUGGCCCCCAGGGGGGUUUUGGGGACCUUUUUUGGAAUUUUUAAAAUCUUUACAGCCUCGUUCUGGGGCCACCCCACCACACAAACCCCCCCCCUUUCCCAAUUUCCCCCAAAGAACAUCAGCCAAAUUUUUGGGCCUUUUAACAUCAUUUUGUAUUUUAAAAAGAAUAUAUCAGUCCCCAAUUUUUAUUUCCAAAAAUCAGGCCCAGGGGUUUUAAAAACUUCCAUUUAGGUGGAUUUAAGUAUCGUGUGUUUGGGGGCCCCUUGUUUGGAUUUUUUUCAAAUUUUUUUCCCAAAAUCACUGUAGAUUUUAAAUGGAAAAAUUUUGGGGGGUAAGCCUUUUUUCCCUUUUUUUUUAUUUUUGGAAAUUUUAGGUUUUCCUUUUAAAAAAAUUUGGAUUCUUUUUACGUUUCUUGGAAAUUUUUUAAUUGGGUAAAGGCGAACCCAAAAAAAAGGGGGUUUUCCAACCCAAAUUUUUUUUUGCAAUUAAAUUAUUUUUAAAAAAAAAAUUUUUUAAACAUUGGGCUUUUUUCCCGGGGAAAAUACUUUUCUUAAAAAGAAACUUUUUAUUGUAUAAGGGGGAAGAUCGGUUUUUUAACCCUUUUUUUUAAUUAUUUUUGGAUUUUUGGUUUUUUUUUUAAAAAACUUUGGAAGGGUUUAUGUCAGGGUUUUUUUUGAAUAUUAAAAAUUUUGAACAAAAAUGGUCUGGGAGUUUUAAAAGCCUUUUCCCAAACAAAUAACCCGGCCCAAUAAAAACAACUAUGGAGUUCCCCAAAAAAGGAAAAAUUUGGGGGGUUUUUUAAAAACCCUGGGGGUUUUUUUGAUCUUUAAAAGGGCAAAAAACUGUAGAGCAUGAAUAUUUUCUUCCCCCCCUUUUCCUCCCCCCAAACCUGACACCAAAACAGGGUUUAAACCCAAAAAGGAAAGGGAAACCCCUUUCUCUUCAAAUCUCUUCGCACUGGGCCAAAAACACCCUUUAUCAUCCUUUGACGAGGCCCCGAACUCGGGCGCCCCUCACCGCGGGCCCCCAAAGUUCCACCCUUAAAACUACUGGAGCACGUCCCUUUUUUGCACAUAACCCCACCUUCCCACCUCACAUUUCCUUUUUACACUAAACUUUCUUCUCACAGUCAUUCAUGCCCCGUCACCCCCCACUCCAUUUUUAUUCGGGGAAUAUGUUUCACUUUCUUCCUUUUUGCUUGUUCUCCAUCUUCCCAUCCGACCAGAAUGUCCACCCCUCGUCCUCCUCCGCACUCGUUCAAAACACAUGGGCGUUGAAGGGAUCUGUGUGAACAUUUUAAAAGUUGAGGCUGAUUGUCCAGUCCAUCAUGGCCUUUGAUUGGUUUACCAAGCCUCAUCUGGGCUCAAACAAAUGCUGGGAAAGUUCUGGGAAGGUUUCUAGCUUGGCGUGGCAGGAGAGAGGUUUUGCCUUGACAGAACCUUAGGUCCUUUAAGUGGCUUAUAAUCAUGUUAUAUAAUCUCAAAGCAAAGUGACGUAUAUGUCAUUAUAAACUGUGUGGUUCGAGCCCUGAAUGCUGAUUGGCUGACAUAUGUGGUAUUUGAGACCGUAUACCACAGGUAUUACAAAACAUAUAUUUCUAUUGCUCUAUUUACGUUGGUAACCAGCUUAUAAUAGCAAUAAAGCUCCUCAGGGGUUGUGAUAGAUGGCCAAUAUACCACGGCUAAGGGCUGUGUCUAGACACUCCGCGUUGCGUCAUGCAAAAGAAGAGCCCUUAACGUGGUAUAUUGGCCAUAUACCACCCCCCCUCAGGCCUUAUUGCUGAAAUAGUCUUCCUGAAAAUCAGACUUAUUAAUACAUUUUGUGUGAUAUGAUGUAGAUUCAUGAUAGCUAUGUAAUCACUGACAUGGUUUCUGAUAUAAGUGCUGAAAGGGGACUGAUAUAUUGAUUACUGAUUGACUGAUCUAAAGGGGAGAUCUCCAGAGCUCUGACGUCUCCAGUCUCCUGCUUCACCUGCUGCUCUCUGGAACAGUGGUGUUAGGAAGGAUGUAUGGGUAAUGUUUAGGGGCUUUAUUGUAUGUGUUUGAAUCAUAUUGAUUCAAUUCUAGCUAUUCAAAACACAGGUCAUCUUAAGUCUUUUAUAUAUCAUUUCACAUCAUCUCUAUUCAGAUUGGUUGAUGGUUUUCCUUGAGUUACUCAACAGAGUCAACAUGUAGUUAAUGAUCAGGAGAAACAUUUAGUGAUCAGUUAUGGUCUAAGGUCUUCUAGACAUAGAUCUAGUUUGACUUUAUUGUUGUUCAGCUCUACUACACAGUGUCAUUGUAAGUUCCUUUCCUGAGGAUGGCUCACCCCUCACAGUUCUGGGUGACUUUAACCUCCCUACGUCUGCCUUUGACUCAUUUCUCUCUGCCUCCUUCUUUCCACUCUUUUCCUCUUUUGACCUCACCCUCUCACCGUCCCCCCCUACUCACAAGGCAGGCAAUACGCUUGACCUCAUCGUUACUAGAUGCUGUUCUUCUACGUCGCAACCUUCGCUCUCUCUCUCCCGCUACUCUCCUCUUCCAUCCAAUCAUCCUUCCCUCUGCUAAAAUCCUUCUCCAUCCGAUCUCAUGAUUCUGCCUCCUCAACCCUCCUCUCCUCUCUUUCUGCAUCUUUUGACUCUCUAUGUCCCCCUAUCCUCCCGGGCCAUCUCUGUCCUCCCCUCCUGCUUCCGUGGCUUGAUGACUCAUUGCGAGCUCACAGAACAGGGCUCCGGGCAGCCGAGCGGAAAUGGAGGAAAACUAGACUCCCUGCGGACCUGUCAUCUUUUCACUCCCUCCUCUCUACAUUUUCUUCCUCUGUUUCUGCUGCUAAAGCCACCUUCUACCACUUUAAAUUUCAAGCCCUCUGCCUCUAACCCUAGGAAACUCUUUGCCACCUUCUCCUCCCUACUGAAUCCUCCUCCUCCUCCCCCUCCUCCCUCUCUGUGGAUGACUUCGUCAACCAUUUUGAAAAGAAGGUUGACGACAUCCGAUCCUCAUUUAUUAAAUCAAAUGACACCGCUGGUCCUGCUCACACGCCCUACCCCUAUGCUUUGACUUCUUUCUCCCCUCUCUCUCCAGAUGAAAUCUUGCGACUUGUGACGGCCGGCCCGCCCAACAACCUGCCCGGCUUGACCCUAUCCCCUCCUCUCUUCUCCAGACCAUUUCCGGAGGACCUUCUCCCUUACCUCACCUCGCUCAUCAACUCAUCCUUGACCCUGUGCUAUGUCCCUUCCGUCUUCAAGAGAGCGAGAGUUGCACCCCUCCUCAAAAAACCUACACUCAGAUCCCUCCAAUGUCAACAACUACAGACCAGUAUCCCUUCUUUCUUUCUCUUCCAAAAACUCUUGAGCGUGCCGUCUCUAGCCAACUCUCCGGCUAAUCUCUCUCAGAAUGACCUUCUUGAUCCAAACCAGUCAGGUUUCAAGACUGGUCAUUCAACUGAGACUGCUCUUCUCUGUGUCCACGGAGGCUGUCCGCACUGCUAAAGCUAACUCUCUCUCCUCUGCUCUUAUCCUUCUAGACCUAUCUGCUGCCUUUGAUACUGUGAACCAUCAGAACCUCCUCUCCACACUCUCCGAGUUGGGCAUCAUCUUCGGCUCUGCUCACUCUUGGAUUGCAUCCUGCCUGACAGGUCGCUCCUACCAGGCGGCGUGGCGAGAAUCUGUCUCCGCACCACGUGCUCUCACCACUGGUGUCCCCCAGGGCUCAGUUCUAGGCCCUCUCCUAUUCUCUCUAUACACCAAGUCACUUGGCUCUGUCAUAUUCUCACAUGGUCUCUCCUAUUAUUGCUACGUAGACAACACACAAUAAAUGUUCUCCUUUCCCCCUUCUGAUAAGCAGGUGUCGAAUCGCAUCUCUGCAUGUCUGGCAGAUAUAUCAGUGUGGAUGUCGGAUCACCACCUCAAGCUGAACCUCGGCAAGACGGAGCUGCACUUCCUCCCGGGGAAGGACUGCCCGCUCCAUGAUCUCGCCAUCACGGUUGACAACUCCAUUGUGUCCUCCUCCCAGAGUGUAAAGAACCUUGGCAUGACCCUGGACAACACCCUGUCGUUCUCCGCCAACAUCAAAGCGGUGACCCGAUCUUGCAGGUUCAUGCUCUACAACACUCGUAGAGUACGACCCUACCUUACACAGAAAGCGGCACAGGUCCUUAUCCAGGCACUUGUCAUCUCCCGUCUGGAUUACUGCAACUCGCUUUUGGCUGGGUCUCCCUUUCUGUGCCAUUAAAACCCCUACAACUUAUCCAGAACGCUGCAGCCCAUCUGGUGUUCAACCUUCCCAAGUUCUCUCAUGUCACCCUGCUCCUUCGCACACUCCACUGGCUUCCAGUUGUAGCUCGCAUCUACUACAAAACCAUGGUGCUUGCCUACGGAGCUGUGAGGGGAACGGCACCUCCUUACCUUCAGGCUCUGAUCCUACACCCAAACGAGGGCACUACGUUCAUCCACCUCUGGACUGCUAGCCCCCCUACCUCUACGGAAGCACAGUUCCCCGCUCAGCCCAGUCAAAGCUAUUCGCUGCUCUGGCACCCCAAUGGUGGAACAAGCUCCCCCACGACGCCAGAACAGCGGAGUCACUGACCACCUUCUGGAGACACUUGGAAACCCUAUGUCACGAGAAUUUCUAUCUCUAAUUAAACUCAAAUUUGAAUAAUUCCCAGAGGGUGUAAGGCUCUGGAUUUAAUCAUGAAUUAAACAAGGUCCACAACCAGCAAGAAUGAUCUGUAUUAUUUAAUCAUGGAGAGGUCUGCUGCCAAAACACAAUAUACAGCCUUUAUAUAUGCCUUCACACAAAGGAACUUUGCUUCCGCCCACCUUUAGGCGGCCUGUACAUUUCCACAACCAGUUUCUAAGUCUCCUCCCUCCUGGAAUGUUUGUCUCAGCAGUUUCUAACUCACCCCCUCUCUAGUGGGUUUACACUACAUUAUAACUCUAACACAGUUCACACAUUUAAACCGCAUUUGGGUUUGAAAUCCUUUAGUCAUUAUUUUCAAAAUACAAAUUAAUCUAUCAAUCCACCCUUUGACAAAAAAUGUCACACUCAGGAUGAAUGUAUUUACAAGCAUGAGUAAUCUCAGAGAUUAGUUCUAUUUAACUCCUUCCAACCAUAGGCCUUCUUUUUAAGAUUUUCCCUAUGAUAUUCAUACAUCAGAACUAAUAAAUGUUUCAUCCAAUUGUGGUCUUUCAGGGUCAAAGUCCUCGUUAUCCACCAAGCCUGGAGGAUCGUAUUUCACAUUCCACUGGUCAGUCCGUAGUCGGUCCAUAUCUUAUCAUCUGUUGAGAAACUGCAUACUCCAACGCCUAACCUCCCAACCCUCGGACACAGGGAACAAGACAACAACAACCACAUAAUACAAGCAAUUGCAUCCAAUUGCGGUGGCUGCCCCCAAGAUGGUGGCUGCUAUGGUUUUCCAUUUACCAAACAUUUUUGUGACGAGUACUGAGGAUAUGAAGAGGCGGGACACAGACGCAGGAAAUUAACAAGGUCAAGGUUUACUCAAAGAGAAUUAACAAAGAUAGAGUACAUGACACGAAGCAAAAACAAUCCACAACGCAACAUGACACAGAACAGUCCAGGGUCAGGGCGGCGACGGUGGAAGUCCCGAAUUAGGUUGGGGUCCAGAAUGUCCCCAGCCUGGAACCCAGCUCCUCUCCUCAGGACCAUACCCAUCCCAGUCCACCAGGUAAUGGAGAAGUCCCCACGGAACCUGGAGUCCAGCAGGUCCCUCACCGUAUACGCCGGACUCCCAUCAAUGUCCAGGGGCGGAGGAGGCGUACCCCGGGGGACGGCAUCCGCCUAAGGACCUGGAACCACCGGCCUGAGGAGAGACACAUGAAAAGUGGGUGAGACACGGUAGUGAGGAGGAAGGAGCAGCCGGUACGAUACCUCAUUUAUCUGCCGGAGGACCUUUAACGGCCCCACAAACCGGGGGCUCAGUUUCUUGCAGGGCAGGCGGAGAGGAAGGUUUUUUGUGGACAGCCAGACACGAUCCCCAGGCUGGAAUACAGGGGCUUCACUGCGGUGGCGGUCGGCUUGGUCCUUCUGCCGAUGAAUGGCCCUCUGGAGAUGGACAUGGGCGGCAUCCCAGACCUGUCCGGCCCUGUGAAACCACUCGUCGACAGCGGGCGCAUUGGUCUGGCUAGGUGUCCAAGGUGCCAGGGCCGGCUGGUACCCCAGGACACACUGGAAGGGAGUGAGCCCCAUGGAGGAGUGAAUGAGGAAGUUCUGCGCAUAUUCUGCCCAGGGAAGAAACCUCGCCCACUCACCCUGCCGGUCCUGACAGUGGCAACGAAGAAACCUCCCUAGCUCCUGGUUCAUGCGCUCCACCUGCCCAUUCGACUGAGGCCUAUACCCGGAAAGGAUUCCACACUCGGGAGGGGGCCACGGUCCGAGACGAUGUCCUCCAAAAGUCCAUAAUGCUGGAAGACCUGUUGGAACAGAACCUCAGCAACCUGGAGAGCAGAAGGAAGACCAGUUAGUGGCAAAAAACGGCAUGAUUUGGAGAACCGAUCUACGACCACUAUUACUGUGGUGAAGCCGUCAGAACGUGGAAGGUCGGUGACAAAGUCUAUGGACAGGUGUGACCAAGGUCGCUGAGGCACUGGGAGAGGAACUAGUUUGCCUGCCGGGGCGUUCCGAGGUGUCUUCGUUUGGGCACAUACGGAACAGGAGUUGACAUAGCGGGACACAUCAGAAGCCAAGGUGGGCCACCAGUACUUUUGUGCUAGAGAAUGCAGAGUGCGCGUAAUACCGGAGUGCCCUGCCGUAAGGGUGGUGUGCGCCCAGAUCAGCAGGCGGUCCCGGACACUGGUGGGGUACAUACACGCAACCCGGAGGGGCGUUGGCAGGCUCCGGGUCCUCCUGAGCCACCGGGCGGAUAUCUUUUUCCACAUCCCAAACGACAGGUGCAGCAAUGUAGACGUGGGCUGGAUAGGAUCCCCCAGAUCCUUCCUUUCUCCGGUAUGGUGCAUCCUGGAGAGUGCGUCAGCUUUCACAUUCUGGGACCCUGGGCAGUAGGACAGAAAUAAUUGAAAUCGAGUGAGAAAUUUGGCCCACCUUGCUUGACGAGAGUUCAUCCAAUUCGCUGCCCGUAUGUGCUUCAAAUUCCGGUGGUCAGUAAGAAUCCGGAAUGGAUGGACUGCACCCUCCAGCCAGUGUCUCCAUUCCUCCAGAGCGAGGACCACCGCCAACAGCUCCCUGUCUCCAACUCCAUAGUUCCUCUCUGCGGGGCUAAGCUUUUUUGAGAAAAAGGCACAGGGAUACAUUUGCUCUGGCUUACCGUGCCACUGGGAGAGGACCGCACCCAUGCCCUCCUCCGAUGCGUCCACCUCCAGGAUGAAAGGAUGAGAGGGAUCUGGGUGUUUUAGGAUGGGCACUGUGGUGAACCUCUCCUUCAGCCUCUUGAGGGCAUCGUCAGCCUCAGGGUUCCAGGUCAGCUUCUGAGGCCCGCCCUUAAGGAGAGAGGUGAGCGAGGCGGUUAUGGAGCUGAAGGACCUGAUGAAAUGGCGGUAGAAAUUGGCAAAGCCCAGGAAGCUCUGUAGGCCCUUGGUGGUGGGAACUGGCCAUGACCUGACGACGUCCGUCUUCACUCCUUCCAUGAACACCCCCUGAGGACUGAUCCUGUAUCCUAGGAAGGAGAUGGCCGGUUGGUGGAAUUCGCAUUUCUCCCCUUUCACGAACAGGCUGUGUUCCCGGAGACGGAGUAGGACAGCUUGGACGUCCCUGACGUGCUCCUCGAACGUAGCCGAGUAGAUCAGGAUAUCGUCGAUGUACACCACCACCUGUCUACUCAGCAUGUCCCGGAACACGUCAUUGACGAAGGACUGGAACACAGAUGGUGCGUUGGCGAGGCCGUAGGGCAUGACGCGGUAUUCAUAGUGGCCUGAGGUAGUAUCUGCUAAAUGACUAAAAUGUAAAAAUGUAAAUGUAAUGUAAAAUGUAGUACUGAAUGCCGUCUUCCACUCAUCUCCUUCCCGGAUUCGGAUUAGGUUGUAGGCACUCCUCAGGUCCAACUUGGUAAAGUACCGGGCCCCUCAUAGCUGCUCGAUGGCCGACGGAACCAGAGGGAGGGGGGUACCGGUACUUGGUGGUGACUGCGUUCAGCCCCCUGUAGUCAAUGCAUGGUCUCAGUCCUCCGUCUUUCUUUUUAUUAAAUGUUUUUUAUUUCACCUUUAUUUAACCAGGUAAGCCAGUUGAGAACAAGUUCUCAUUUACAACUACGACCUGGCCAAGAUAAAGCAAAGCAGUGCGAUAAAAACAACAACACAGAGUUACAUAUGGGGCAAACAAAACAUAAAGUCAAAAAUACAACAGCAAAUAUAUAUACAGUGUGUGCGAAUGUAGUAAGUUAUGGAGGGUAAGGCAAUAAAUAGGCCAUAGUGCAAAAUAGUUACAAUUUCGUAUUAACACUGAAUGAUAGAUGUGCAAAAGAUGAUGUGCAAAUAGAGAUACUGGGGUGCAAAUGAGCAAAAUAAAUAACAAUAUGGGGAUGUAGUUAGGUGGGCUAAUUUCAGAAUGGCUGUGUACAGGUGCAGUGAUCUGUAAGCUGCUCUGACAACUGACGCUUAAAGUUAAUGAGGGAGAUAAGAGUCUCCAGCUUCAGAGAUUUUGCAGUUCGUUCCCGUCAUUGGCAGCAGAGAACUGGAAGGAAUGGGGGCCAAAGGAGGUGUUGGCUUUGGGGAUGACCAGUGAGAUAUACCUGCUGGAGCGCAGACUACGGGUGGGUGUUGCUAUGGUGACCAGUGAGCUAAGAUAAGAUGGGGAUUUGCCUAGCACGAAGAAGAAGCUGGCGGAGGCAGGAGAGGUAGAUCAUCUGAUGAACCCCUGUUUCAGGGUGUCCGCCACAUACUUCUCCAUGGCCUCAGUCUUCGCCAUGGAAAGGGGGGUAAAUGCGACUCUUCAGGGGGUGUUGUCCCUCCAGCAGGUCAAUGGCGCAGUACCAGGGCCUGUGAGGAGGGAGACACAUAGCCUUUACUGAAGAGAAGACAUUGGAGAGAUCUGCAUACUCACGUGGAAUGUUGGGCUGGAGGGCGGAGUCCGGACUCUCCACUGACGUGGAACAACAAACCACCGGCAGCCAGGUCUUCCGGCAUGAGGUAGACCAGGCUGUGAUACUCUUGGUGCUCCAAUUGAUGGUGGGGUUGUGUAGUCUUAGCAAGGGCAAUCCCCAGACGAUCCGGUGAAGGGAUGACGUGAUGAUGUGGAAUGACAGCUCCUCGUGGUGCUCCGGUAGUGUGGGAAUGGUGAUGGUGAUGGGACAGUGACGUACGUAAUGGUGCCUGAUCCAAGGGGUUUAUUGUCCAGUGAGGUGACAUGUAGCGGAGAUGGCAGUGGCACAGUGGGCAACCCCCAUUCAGAGACCAGCUCCCUAUCUAUAAGGUUCCCCGCUGAUCCGGAAUCUAUCAUAGCAGUAGAAAUGGAAGAGAAGGAAUAACCAGACACCGUUAUGGGAACUAAAAACAAUGGUUUUGUGAUAGGAGCUGGCGUAACACUUACGGAGCGGCGACGGGAGUCAUAUCGCCUAGAUAGGGAGCCGCCAGGAGAUCUGUGGUCCGUGGUGGUGUAGGGGGUGCUGCCCACCUCCAUGGGUGAGGACUCGGAAGCAGGGCGGCUUCCAUAGCUCAGUUGGGUGAGCGUUGAGACUCCGGGAGGUGUUGGGAACGCCGUCUCUCUCUCAACAUGUCGUCAAGACGGAUGGACGUGGUGAUGAGGGUAUCAAGGUCCAUCUCGUCAUCCCGACAUGCGAGUUCCAUCUUGUUGUCCUCCCGUAAGCCUCUCCUGAAGGCCGUGUCAGCAGAGCACGUUCAUUCCAGCCGGAAGAUGCCGGCACCGUGCGAAAGCUCAGAGCGUACUCGGACGCGGGCCCCUCUCUCUGUUGUAGAUGCAGGAGACGCACACCCCCGUCCUUUCCCUCCGUGGGAUGAUCAAACACCGCCCUGAACUGAGCGAGGAAGGUGGUGUAGGGUAGUGCCACUGCCUCCUGUCCUUCCCAGACUGCCGUGGCCCAAUCCAGCGCCUUCCCCUUAAGAAGUGAAAUCACCAGCGCUAUCCUGGCUUGGUCAGAUGGAUAUGCCCCAGGCUGACGCGCCAUAUAAAGUGACACUUGUAGCAAGAAGCCUCUACAUUUAGUAGUUUUACCGUCAAAGCGUUCUGGUAGGGUGAGGGUUCCCGCAAAAGUGGGUGAUAGCCCGAGGACAGGUGGAUUGGAGGCACUCGCCGAUCCCUGAGGUAGAACCAGAGAGCUGGGUAGAUUGUGCAGAGUUUGGAGUACUUUCUGCAUGGCGACGUUCAACUGGGCAAGCUGCUGCUGGUGCUGGUCGAGACACUGGGAAACUCCUGCUGCAUCCAUUUUCGUUUGAUGUGUGAUUCUGUGACGAGUACUGAGGAUACGAAGAGGCAGGAGGGGACAUUGCCAAGGUGCGGCCGUUUCUCUCUCAGGCUGAUACAGAGAGACUCAUCAAUGCUUUCAUUACAAGCAGGCUUGACUGCUGUGAUGCUCUCCUGUCUGAUCUACCCAUGAAAGCAAUUGGUCAACUGCAAAACAUACAGAAUGCUGCAGCACGGGUACUGACGUAGAGCACACAUUACACCGCUUUAAAGAUCUCUGCACUGGCUGCCUGUGAGUUUUAGAAUUAAUUUUAAGAUUGGUUUUUAAAUCAAUCCACGAUUGUGCACCCCAAUACAUGUCAGACAUGCUUUUAAGUUAUGUACCCAGUAGGUCCCUCAAGGCCUCUGGCACUGGCCUUUAACUAUCCCAAAGCCUAGGACCAAGAAGCAUGGAGAGGCAGCCUUUAGUUAUUAUGCCCCCCAGCCUCCAGAAUAGCCUGCCAGAGAACCCGAGGUGGCCGAAAAUGUGGAAAUAUUUAAAAGAGAUCUUAAAACAUAUCUAGUAGUAGUAGUAGUAGUAGUAGUUGUUGUUGUCCUCUCCUCUCCUCUCCUCUCCUCUCCUCUCCUCUCCUCUCCUCUCCUCUCCUCUCCUCUCCUCUCCUCUCCUCUCCUCUCCUCUCCUCUCCUCUCCUCUCCUCUCCUCUCCUAAUAUAGAGUUGUAGUAGCUGACCCGCCUCUCCUCUCCUCUCCUCUCCUCUCCUCCUCUCCUCUCCUCUCCUCUCCUCUCCUCUCCUCUCCUCUCCUCUCCUCUCCUCUCCCCUUCGCCUGCCCUGCCGGAAGCUGGGUCCGCGGUUUGUGGGGCCAUUUAAAGUCCUGAGGAGACUGAACAAGGUAUGCUAUAGGUUACAGCUCCCCCCUGAUUACCGUAUUAACACCUCGUUCCAUGUGUCUCUCCUCAGGCCGGUGGUGGCAGGUCCGCUCCAGCAGUCUGAGGUGCGGGAGGUUCCUCCGCCCCCUCUGGACAUCGAGGGGGUCCCGGCGUAUACUGUACGAGCCAUCAUGGACUCAAGGCGUCGGGAGAGGGGCCUUCAGUACCUCAUGGAGUGGGAGGGGUACGGUCCGGAGGAGAGAUGCUGGGUGCCGGUGGAAGAUAUCCUGGACCCUUCCUUACUGUAGGAAUUUCACCGUCUCCACCCGGAUCGUCCUGCGCCUCGUCCUCCGGGUCGUCCCCGAGGCCGGUGUCGGCGCGCUGCUGGAGCCGCGCGUCAAGGGGGGGGGGGGGGGGUACUGUCACGACUUCCGCCGAAGUUGGUGCCUCUCCUUGUUCGGGCGGCGUUCGGCGGUCGUCGUCACAGGCUUUCUAGCUGCCACCGAUCUACGUUUCUUUUUCCAUUUGUUUUGUCUUGAUUGUACACACCUGGUUCCCAUUACAUUAUAUUAUUUCCCUAUUUAAACCUCUGGUUCCCACUUGGUUCUGUGCAUGUUUGUUCUUUGUUCUGUGUCUAAGACUUAUGUGAGCUGGUGUGUUUUCCCUGCGUGGAAAUUAGUGUUGUUUAUUUUUCGAGUAAAGUACGUUGUUUACUCAGUUCUGUGUCCUGCGCCUCCUUUCUCCUCCAGCUAGUCCCUCUGUCAGGGGUAGUUGUAGUAGUAAUAGUAGUAGCAGUAGUAGUAGUAGUAGUAGUAGUAGUAGUAGUAGUAGUAGUAGUAAAGUGUAACCUUGAAAGCAGAAAGCAAGUGUCCAGAUGAAGAUGGUGAUAAAAGUCAUGGUUGUUGUGGGUUCUGUUGUCAUGAAGGACAGCUCUCAGUCAUGAAGUGUUAAACUCACAGGGAUAUAAACACUCUUAAAGCAGUGGGGCAGAGGCAUUAUGCAACUGUCUGUUCACUCAUGCUUGGUCUCUCAUGUAAGUUCCUCUAAUCAGUUAGUGAAAACUUCUCUAAACUAAAGCUGGUAGGAUUCCUCUGGUAGUGUUGUCUGUCCUCUGUGACUUUACAACCACUGUUAAAUCUGAGAUCAACAUCUUUAAUAAAGGAAUAUACAACAUGGAUCACUAUCAGUACUGCUGCUGCUGUUGUCUUUCAUAUGGACAAUAUGGAGGAAUACUAGCAACACUGGAUCUAAUGUUGGACUGUACCUAUAGACUAGGAGAAAACCUGAUACACAGAAGAAGGAAAAAAUAGUCAUAUCUGGAUUUAAGAUACAAUUCAUAUUUUUAUUAUCUAGAAACAGCUUAUAUGAAGUGUUUGUUCUACCUGGAAGAUGUUAAAGUGUAUUAGUGUUGAAUGUGAUGCUGUAUGAGUGAUAUUCAGUGUAACAGCUGCAGCAUCACAACACAGAGAGGUUUUUGUACCAGCAGUAAUAGGGAUUGUAUCACUGUGGUGGACUUUUGGUAGCGGCACCAGACUUGAUGUUGGAAGUAAGUAAACAACAAAAUUAACUGUUUUAUUCACCUUUUGAUCUCGUGUUCCAAUACCUCUAGAAAUUUAGCCUCGAUAUUGGGGAUUUUUUUACUUACUUUUUUUUACAUGAUUUUGGCGGAAAAUAUACAAAGCCUACACAUAAUAUGGCCAAUUUUAACAAGUAUUUUAAUACAUCUAAUUAAAUUUGAGAGUGAUUAGCCUACAUUUUAGAUUAGGUGUAUGAAUAAACAUACUGUACCUUGUAGGAAAUGUUCAAUAAACAGGUUUAGCAAUUUUUGUGGAAAAAAACAAAAAACACUUUAUGUCAAAUGAACAAAAUAUAAUCAUCUUUGGCAAGUAUUCAUACCAUAUUAGAGUCAAUGAUUUCAACCACAGUCUAAAGAAAUUCAGCUUGCCCAAUGGGCAGGAGGUUUUUGUAUGAGCAGUAAUAGGGAUUAUAUCACUGUGGGCCACUUUUGGUAGCGGCACCAGACUAGAUGUUGGAAGUAAGUAACAAGCUCUCUUGAUAUUUCUUUCUGAUUACACUUAUUAAGUAUGUUAUUCUUACACUCUGUCUCUAUGAAACUAUUGCGAUUUUAGAUUUUCAAAAUGUUUUAAUUACUUUUGACUGAGCCUUCUUUCAAAUAACCAUUUUUUGAAUCAAAAUGUUAAAUUGCAGGUUUAUUUGUAUGUCUGAUUUGUAUGAUUGGUGACUAUAACUCUUCAUUCUGGUAUGAUGACUAUUUAAUAGUACUGGAUAUAGUAGUCAUUAUUGUUUCAUUGAGUUCAUGGUAGCCUUCACUAUUAGUGUGAAGACAAAUGGUCUCAGUCAUGUUUGGAACCGACUUCAUGAACUAACAUGGUUGAUAUGUGAUUAAAACUAAUUUAUGCUCAAAUUCUGCAAAGACUACGAAUAUGAAAAGGCUAUUGUGAUCAGAUUCAUUCCUAAAAAAUGUCUGUAUGACAUGUAUAACUGAUGCUGAAUGACUUGUAACUCUACUUAUUUAAUACUUGUUCGGUUCAUUAAUCUGCUUUAUCAUAUUACAGUUUGUGUUUUCUCCAUAUCUUUUGCCAAUCUAACUUUUACAUUAAUAUUUAGAGGGCAUUUCCAAAUCACUUUAUUUUGAUGUGUCCUUUGCUGAAUAUAAUCUCUUACUGUAACUGUACUUGAUGUAGUUACUUAGGUGAUGUGUUCUGUUUGUUCCAGGCAACAGAGUCCCAACCCUCACCGUCCUGCCCCCCUCUAGUGAGGAGCUGUCCAGUACAACAACAGCCACACUGACGUGUCUGGCCAACAAGGGCUUCCCCUCAGACUGGACCAUGAGCUGGAAAGUGGAUGGGACCAGCAAGAAGCAGGAGACCAGUCCCGGGGUCCUGGAGAAGGACGGCCUGUACAGCUGGAGCAGCACACUGACUCUCACUGCCCAGGAGUGGACCAAAGCAGGAGAGGUGACCUGUGAAGCCCAGCAGAAAUCCCAGACUCCAGUCACCAAGACCCUGAGGAGGGCUGACUGUUCUGGGUAG
This is a messenger RNA of Coregonus sp. 'balchen', 25143 nucleotides long. NCBI's taxonomy places the organism in Eukaryota, Metazoa, Chordata, Actinopteri, Salmoniformes, Salmonidae. The record is from the annotation of a GenBank genome assembly.